This is a messenger RNA of Fulvia fulva, 1356 nucleotides long. RefSeq names its product Altered inheritance of mitochondria protein 18, mitochondrial. Gene Ontology annotation, molecular function: intramolecular lyase activity. NCBI's taxonomy places the organism in Eukaryota, Fungi, Ascomycota, Dothideomycetes, Mycosphaerellales, Mycosphaerellaceae. Bases 1 to 1356 code for a protein of 451 amino acids. The transcript has a single exon. The record is from RefSeq and is a predicted model, not a curated record.
AUGGCAUCGUCGACGAGAGUUGCCAUGAGGCUGUUGUCUCCGCGCAUCCAAUGCCUUCAGCGCCCGGCUCGCUGCGCAACACAGAUCCGACACGCCUCGCGAUACAGCAACCCAGCCAAGCGGAGCUUCACCGCAGCACCAGCCGCGGCACCUUCUUUCGUCGCGCAGUCUGCGCUACCACCUCAUAUAUACGCAGAGCAAGAUGCAGUUAGGAACCCGCUUGACGCUCGGGCAGCCCAGCUCGCUCAUGAGGAAAAGCGCCAGUACCAUAUCAGGCGAAUGCGUUUCGCUGGUAUUGGCUUGUUGUUGAGCAUCUUUGGACUGGCUAUGGUCUUGUACAACCUCGAUCUGGACGAUAUGGAGCAGGCCGAACUGAAGAGGAAGAACAAGCAGCAGCUGGACGCAUCAGACGAUUCGAACAAGCAGUUUCAGGGCAAGGAGGUCGAGAUCAUCGGUGCUGGUGAGGACAAAAGAAUAGUCGCGCGAGGACCUGGAGGCGAGGUAGAGCUUGUGGAAACUGGUACCAGCAGUGUGCCGCACUUCCCGAGAACGAUACAUCUUCCCACUUCUCCCGAAUCUGCUCCAGCGAAGGCUGCGGCUGGGACUGAUGUGCCGGGCUUGAACGAAGGCACCAAUGCUGGUAACAUUCAGAAUCAGGAAGAGUAUACUUUGCUCGGGCUAGGUAUCCGGACAGUAUCGUUUCUGGGGAUCCAGGUAUACGUGGUGGGCAUGUACAUCAGGACACAGGACAUCAGCGCGUUGCAGGAGAAGCUGAUCCACGUCAUCAACGAGAGCGCAUCAACUUUGAUCCCAUCGGAGAAAGAGGAGCUGAAGAAGCGACUGUUGGACCCCAGCGGAAGUCGCGAAAUCUGGCAAGAGCUGUUGAAAGUGCCCGGGCUGAAAACAGCAUGGCGUGUCGCACCCACGAGGAACACCGACUUUGGGCACUUACGGGAUGGUUGGAUCACUGGUAUAACGAAUCGCACUCGAGAAGCGAAGCAACUCGCGAAGGGCGUCGAGACCGAAUAUGAUGCUGAGGACUUCGGCCAGGCGAUCGGUAGCUUCAAGAGCCUCUUCGCAGGUGGGAAGGCGCCGAAGGGGUCCGUCAUGAUCUUGGCGCGAGGCACAACGGGCAACAUGGACGUCUGGUUCCAGGCGAAGCCAGGCGCGAGUGGGAAGGACAAACAAAUGCAACUCUUGGGAACUGUACCGGAUGAACGCAUAAGCAAACUGAUCUGGCUGGGGUACCUCGGUGGCGACAAGGUCAGUUCUGAGGCUGCGAGACAAGGCGUCGUGGAUGGCUGUAUUGGCUUCGCGGGCAGGCCCAUUGGAAGUGCAGAGGCGAGAGUAGUGUAG